AUGUCUCCACCACGGGAGUCAUACCGCCUGACAAUGGACAUGGAGAAUGUCGACAAUACAGACUGCCGCAUAGCAGACUUCCGGCGCAACCUCCAGACCUAUGAGGAAAUGUCUCACCAGACUAGAAGUUCCGACCCUGACUCUGGCUAUCGCACCGCGACCCCUGAGCCAGCCGCCUUCGUUGCAGACCCAGAAUCUCCACACCUAGCUCCCAGUCCACGUCUGCAUCCAAACAUCACCACGCGUGCCCGCAGCCGCAAUCAUCGCCGUCUCAGCGAUCUCUUCGGCAUCUCUCAUCGUGGCCGUCACACUCCAACACCGACCUUUGAUCAGGACAACAAACCCAAAAUCUCAAGACCCAUCGUCGAUCAAGGAGAGAUUGAAGUUCCCAACAAUGGACCGUACAUCUACAAUCACCCCAGUCGACCUCGUCUUGAUGUUGAGAUUCCCAGAAGCAGUUUCAGCGAUCUUUGGGGACAGAGAUAUGGACCUAUUGGUGACACGGGCUAUGAUGUUGACCAUGUCCAACGCGAUGUCAGAAACACUCAGAGUGUGGACUUUGGACGUCUCGUUGGUGGCAGAGAAAAUCACAGACACGAUACCAGAAGAUAUGGUGUCAGUCUUGGUGGUAUCGCUGAUUGGAGCGCUUUCGUCACAGCCAAUGGUACCACUGGAUCGACAAGGGGUUCUGCACAUGGUGAAGCAGUACAAGACGAUGAUAUGGAUGCGUCAUAUCUGGCACCACUGGUCUCUCCUACUCUCGAAUCAUCUGCAUCGUCUGUCACUACAGCAUCAGCCUCGCUCCCUUCCCUCUCAAACUUGCCUCCUCUGCCACUUUCAACCUCCAACCUGCCAGCCCUACCGCCCUCAAAUGUGGCCCUGGACGAAGAGCACAACCGCACACCUGAGCCCGAAGCAGAACGCACACGCUCGCCCUCUCCUGUAGCUCGCGAACCAAGUGAACGCUGGGUACGUUUCCCCUCUCCCUCUCUUCCUCUACCUUCACUCACCAUCUUACAGAUCCGUCACCCUCUCCGCCAGAACCCACCGACUCACCACCUACCCUUCGAGCCUCCACCCCCACCCCCCUCCUCACCAAUUCACUUCCCAACCACUCCGUCUCCUAUGCCUGAUCCCUGGACCAUUGUUCUCCCGCACUUUCGUCCUUCUUGCGGCGUCGUGAUUGCCAAUAUCGGAUCUACAGCCAUGGUGCAGCCAUUCAUCGUCGCCCCCGGUUAUGACGAUCACAUGGACUUCGAGAGCGGUAGUGAAGAAGAGAGUAUCGUGCAAGUGAGAGAGGACACGCCUUCGCCUUUGCCUGUACAGAGAAGACUGUUUGUUGAUGGUGAUGGUGCUGCUACUUCCCCUGCACCUUCUGCUUCAUCCCAACCUCGUCAUAGAGGAAGUGGUGUUCUGAGAUCUCUCUGCUGUGGUUUAUUCCAUCGUCGCCGCUCAAGUUCUCACAACACUAUAAACACCACUUCCACUUCUACCUCUACUCAGCCUUUCGCUUCCUUGCGCCAGCGUCCUGCACCCACAUCGCAUACCACUUUUCCUGAGCUCAACGAGCAAAGACGCAGCGUGAUCGACAGCGACGAAGAACCAGACAACGAUCAAGAAAACCAGCCUCCCACCAUCAUCGGAACUUUGGUCGAGGCAAUCAAUGAACACAAUGAGCAGGGAGAGCAAGAGGCGGAUGAAGCAGAAGAAGGUGUAAGAAGAAGACCUUCUGUGCGUCACAGUUGGGUUACCGUGUCUAGAUGGUUGGAGUAG
Molecule: messenger RNA, 1773 nt
Organism: Aureobasidium uvarum
Lineage: Eukaryota; Fungi; Ascomycota; Dothideomycetes; Dothideales; Saccotheciaceae
Source: the annotation of a GenBank genome assembly